Molecule: messenger RNA, 465 nt
Organism: Prunus armeniaca (apricot)
Lineage: Eukaryota; Viridiplantae; Streptophyta; Magnoliopsida; Rosales; Rosaceae
Source: the annotation of a GenBank genome assembly
AUGGUCGAUGCAACCACAGGUCAUGGAGCCUUAUCUUUCAUGGAUGGUUCAUCUGGAUACAAUCAAAUAAGAAUGUCGCCAGAGGAUGAAGAACUCAUAGCCUUUCGCACUCCGAAAGGAAUUUACUAUUACAAGGUGAUGCCAUUUGGCCUCAAGAAUGCAGGUGCGACCUAUCAAUGUGCAAUGCAAAAGAUCUUUGGUGACAUGCUUCACAAGAAUGUUGAGUGCUACGUUGAUGACCUGGUGAUCAAGUCAAAAAGAAGAGAAGAUCACUUGAAAGACUUGAGAAUGGUGUUCAACAGAUUGUGGAAGUACCAACUCAAGAUGAACCCUUUGAAGUGUGCUUUCGGCGUCACGUUAGGUAAAUUUCUCGGUUUCAUCAUUAAGCAUCGAGGCAUCGAAGUAGAUCAGUCUAAGAUUAAAGCAUCUGAGAUAUGCCCGAGCCAAGAAAUUUAUGUGAGUUGA